Ciona intestinalis (vase tunicate) is the source of this 4682-nucleotide messenger RNA. The record is from RefSeq and is a predicted model, not a curated record. NCBI's taxonomy places the organism in Eukaryota, Metazoa, Chordata, Ascidiacea, Phlebobranchia, Cionidae.
AGAUAAUUGAUAAAAUCGAUUUGUUAUUUAUAGAUAUUUCUGUUUAUGGGUUUAAUUUAAACAAGUUAGCUAUGGUCAAUAUUACAAUCAACCAAGAUGAUCUUCCACUCAGUCUGUUGUUGAUAUUGGAACAUACGCGAGAUGUGGUGGAUGUCAAGUUAGAAGAUGGAAAAGAAACUUCUCUUCAACUUCAGCAAAUUAAAUUGUCCGGUGACCUCCAAGUUGCGAGGUAUGUUGCCCGACUUGCUGCGAGCAAAAAUGAAAACAUGGUUUUGUUGGUUGGCUCGUGUGCUGUCUCCGCGACAGAAGUUGACCACUGGGUGGGGUUUGCAGCUUCAGGAGCGCUGCAGCGGCAAAAUGACGGCGAAUUUAUUGACGCAUUGAGUUCUUUGGAUUCUGCUUUGAGUCUACGAACAUUUCUUGUUGGAAGUCAAAUCUCGUUUGCUGAUAUGGUUGUGUGGGCAGUUUUAAGAGGUUGUAACAAAUGGUUGGAUUCAGAAUCAAAUGGAACUUCAAAGACAAAAUAUGUCAACAUCAGCAGAUGGUUCAACUUCUUAUACAAUCUGCCCCAGUUCCAAAAAGUUAAUGCAAAACUCCCAAGCAAUAGUUUAAAGAAAGUUGCAAUGAACACGAACAACAACAACAAGCAAAAAGAUGAAGGAAAAUAUAUUGAUCUUCCUGGAGCAGAGAUGGGAAAGGUGGUGACGAGGUUUCCUCCGGAAGCAAGCGGUUUUCUUCAUAUUGGUCACGCCAAGGCGGCUCUGCUAAACCAGUUUUACCAGAUCGCAUUCAAGGGUAAACUUAUCAUGAGAUUUGAUGAUACGAACCCAGCCAAAGAAAAUGAAGAUUUUGAGAAGGUGAUCCUUGAGGAUGUGAAGAUGUUGGGAUUGGAGCCGGAUGUCUUCACGUUCACCUCCGAUCAUUUCCAACGAAUCUUCGACGCUUGUGAAGCUCUCAUCCGAUCCAGUGAUGCGUUCGCGGAUGACACGGAUGGAGAGAAAAUGAGAUCCGAGAGAGAGUCGAGGCAAGAGUCGGCAAAUAGGAACAAUUCUGUGGAGAAGAACUUGAAGAUGUGGAAUGAGAUGGUGGCGGGAACGGAGUACGGGAAGAGCUGUUGCAUCCGAGCCAAGAUGGAUCCUUCAUCCGAUAACGGAUGUUUGAGAGAUCCAGUGAUGUAUAGAUGGAAGGAAGAGCCUCAUCCAAAAACUGGUCGGAAGUUUCAGGUUUUUCCCACUUACGACUUUGCGUGCCCCAUAGUAGACAGUGUGGAGGGGGUGACCCACACGUUACGCACCACCGAGUACCACGAUCGGGACCCACAGUAUUAUUGGUUCAUCGAAAAGCUUGGUCUUCGUAAACCCUACAUAUGGGAGUACAGUCGUCUGAAUCUGCAACACACAGUUCUUAGUAAGAGGAAACUAACGUGGUUCGUUCAAAGUGGUAUGGUAGAUGGUUGGGAUGAUCCUCGCUUCCCAACAGUUCGUGGCAUCAUCCGUAGAGGUAUGACUGUCGAGGGAUUGAAAAACUUUAUCGUUUCUCAAGGAUCGUCCAAAGCCAUCGUCACCAUGGAAUGGGACAAAAUAUGGGCUUUCAAUAAAAAGGUGAUAGAUCCGGUUGCACCGAGAUACACAGCUUUGUUGAAAUCUUCAUCUGUCCUCGUUAAUGUGGUUGAUGCAAAGGAGGUGAAAGCAGAUGCUGCAAAACACCCCAAGAACCCUGACAUUGGGAAGAAGCCCGUGUGGUACGGCCCUCGUGUGUUGAUCGAACGUGAAGAUGCUGAGUCAUUUGUUGUUGGCAAUGACGUGACGUUUAUCAACUGGGGAAAUCUCACUAUCACUAAUAUUUUAAAGGAUGAAAAUGGAAAAAUCACUUCAAUUGGUGCAAAACUGAACCUGGAAAAUCGUGAUUAUAAAAAAACUCAGAAAGUGACGUGGUUGGCCGAGUCCGAGAAAGCUCCCCCCAUACCCACAGUGUGCGUUACAUUUGACCAUAUUAUCACCAAACCUGUUCUCUCUAAGGAUGAUAACUUUAAAGAUUUUAUCAACAAAAAUACCAGGAAAGAAGACAUCAUGAUUGGAGAACCAUGCAUGGUGGACUUAAAACAAGGUGAUAUUAUUCAACUACAAAGGAAAGGUUUCUACAGAUGCGAUCAACCUUACCAACCACCAAGCGUUCAUUCAUGUAAAGCUGCGCCCUGCUUGCUUUUCCAUAUUCCUGAUGGACACACAAAAGAAAUGCCAAAAUCUGGAGCAAAAUCUGACAAUAAGAAGAAAGUUAAAGGAGGAAGCUCGCAGGCGCAAACAUCUUCGAAAAAGAAACAAAAAUCCGCACCUGAACCUGUAGUGAGUGCGGCAAACUCUGAAGAAGUGAAAUUGUUGUUCGAUCAAGUCACUGCUCAGGGGAAUAAAGUUCGAGAGUUAAAGACUGCAAAAGCAAGCAAGGACGAGGUUGACGCUGCUGUUAAAGAACUCCUAAGUUUGAAAGCAGAUUACAAAUCGAAGAGUGGUGUCGAUUAUAAACCUGUCUCUACUGCCUCUGGUGGUAGCAAACCAAAAAAACAAGAAAGCAAAACAAUGGAAAAAUCCACUAACCAAGGUGACGCUCCAGCGAUUUCUGAGGAACAAUUGAAAUUUCAUGCUCUAGUGACCGAGCAAGGAGGAAAAGUUCGGAAGUUGAAGUCCGAGGGAGCUUCCAAGGAUGCGGUGCAAGCGGAAGUCCAGCAACUUCUAAAACUUAAAGCCGAUUUCAAAGAAAAAUUUGGCAUCGAAUAUAAACCAUUGAAUGAUGCCAACCCGAAAAAAUCUGGAAAGAAGGAGAAAAAAGAGAAACCUAAACCAAAAGAGAAAAAAGAAGAAGAGAAAGUUGGAGAUGGGAGAACUGUUAUCAAACAGUCAAGGCUUGGUUUGGAAGCAACAAAACUGGGAGAUCUUCCCAACUGGUAUAGUCAGGUCAUCACGAAAGCUGAGAUGGUUGAAUAUUAUGAUAUCAGUGGUUGUUAUAUAUUACGACCCUGGUCCUAUGGGAUUUGGGAGAAAAUUAAGGAAUUUUUCGACGCCGAAAUAAAGAAACUUGGAGUUGAGAAUUCCUAUUUUCCCAUCUUUGUAUCGCAAGCUGCUUUGGAGCGGGAAAAGAAUCAUAUUGAUGAUUUUGCUCCUGAGGUGGCUUGGGUGACAAAAUCGGGAGAAACUGAACUUCAAGAACCGAUCGCUGUUCGACCUACGAGCGAAACAGUGAUGUACCCUGCGUAUGCAAAGUGGAUCCAAUCGCAUAGAGAUCUCCCGCUUAAAUACAACCAGUGGUGUAACAUUGUGCGCUGGGAGUUCAAACAUCCUCAACCUUUCCUUCGAACGCGAGAGUUCUUGUGGCAGGAAGGUCACACAGCAUUCGCUGAAGCCAAGGAAGCACAAGAAGAGGUUUUGCAAAUCCUGGAUUUAUACGCACAAGUUUACGAAGACCUUCUUGCUAUUCCUGUUGUUUGUGGAAGAAAAACUGACAAAGAAAAGUUUGCUGGAGGUGAUUAUACAACAACUGUGGAAGCUUUUAUAUCAGCCAGUGGAAGAGCUAUUCAGGGUGCGACAUCUCAUCAUCUCGGACAAAAUUUUUCCAAAAUGUUCGACAUAAGUUUUGAGGAUCCAAACCAGUCAGGUGAAAAAUGUUAUGCGUACCAGAACUCAUGGGGACUUACUACGCGAACAAUCGGGGUGAUGGUUAUGGUACAUGGAGAUGAUAAGGGGCUGGUACUUCCCCCAAAAGUAGCCAACUUACAGGUUGUCAUUGUUCCAUGCGGAGUUACUGCCAGUUUACCGGAAGAAGACAAGAAAGUCCUUUACUCAAAAUGUGAUGAUUAUCUUUCCAAACUCAAAUCAGUUGGAAUUCGUGCAAAAUCCGACACCAGAGAUAAUUAUUCACCUGGUUGGAAAUUUAAUCAUUGGGAGCUUAAGGGAGUUCCGAUUCGGCUUGAGGUUGGUCCUCGAGAUUUGAAGCAACAACAAUGUGUGGUUGUGUUACGUCAUGAUGGAAGGAAGAUAACGAUACCUGAUGCUGAUGUUACCACUUCCAUUGCUGAUCUAUUGGUGACCAUACAAGCGGAAAUGAAGGCAAAGGCUGUUAAAGAUUUAUCUGAAAACAUGGUGGCUGUUGAUACUUGGGAAGAAUUCUUGAAGCAACUUGACCAAGGGAAGAUUAUCCAAGCUCCUUUCUGUAUGGAAACACCUGCAGAGGAUUGGAUAAAAACCAACAGUGCAAGGGAUCAAGAUGUGGUUGUUGGUGCACCUUCCAUGGGAGCCAAAAGUUUGUGCGUUCCUUUCAAACCACUCAAGGAGUUGUCACCUGGUCAACUAUGCAUCAGUGGCAAUGGCAAGCCAGCCAAAGCUUAUUGUCUUUUUGGAAGAAGUUAUUAGAAAACUAUUUUUUUCAUAUUUUUACUUCAAAAAAUUUCCGGUGGUUGAUCAUAACAAAUUUUGGUGUUUCAUGGAAAUCAUAUUAAAUCAUUCAUGGAGAUAUCAUUUCUCUGAAAUGCAUAUAGGUUGAUGGUGAUUCUGUUUUAACUUUAAAGUCUGUAUUGUUACUUCAAAAUGCACAAAUAUAAGUAGUACAAUGAGAAUUUGUUAGUUUUCACCAACCAACAUACAAUAGUGUUGUCAUGAUAAAUUAAUGUGAAGUAGAAAAAUAUAGAAAAUUUA